UCCAUCUGUGCCCUAAAAUUAGCCUCUCUUGGUGGCCAGGCCUCCUGAAGCUGUGUCAGACUGACACAUUGCUUCAGCUUACAUUUUUUGUGUCUCUCUGGAUACAACAACUAGAUUCCCUUGUCAUUCCAGACUGAAGGAUAACAGUAGAUAUGGCAGCAUAGCUGUUUGGCACUGUUAAAGUUACCAUUUUGAUUUUCUUGCUUGGAGUACUGCUGAAGAUUAGAUGGAGUUUUGAGAAGUUCUCCUAAGAAUGAUUUUGCACCACCCCACCAAUAUGAGUUUAAUGGACAUUUCCAAGAUCUUCUCCCUCCUCCAACCCAAAGAGGAUGAAGAAGAUGGUUCCCAACAGCUGAACCAAGCCAUCGCUGAUGACAAUGACAAGCUCCUGUCUGAACUUCUUGCUAAGGAGCAGUACCGUAAGUGUAUCAACAGUCGGAGUGGCUGGGGCAUCCCAGGCACGCCGCUGCGUAUGGCGGCCUCCCAGGGUCAUCUGCGCUGUCUGGAGGUGCUGCUGGCCCACGGGGCCGAGGUGGACAGCCUGGACGUCAAGGCCCAGACACCCCUUUUCACCGCUGUUAGCGCCAAACAUCUAGACUGUGUCAUUGCUUUACUUAAAGCCGGUGCUGAUCCCAAUGGUAGCCAGUAUAACAACAGUUCCCCUGUGCUGACCGCAGCCAGGGAGGGUGACGUGGACAUUCUGAGGGAGCUGCUGAGAUAUGGUGCUGAAGUGGACGUCAGGGCCAAGGUGCCAGACUGGGCCUCCAACGCUACGGCCUGCCGUGGGCCCCUUUACAUGUCUGCUGUUUACGGCCACCUGGACUGCUUUAAGUUGCUGCUCCUGCACGGAGCCAAUCCUGACUACAACUGCACAGAAGAGAAGCUGCUGGCCAGAAUCAAGCAGCCAAAGACAGUCCUAGAGAUGUGCCUCAGGUACGGGUGUGGAGUUGAGUACGUUGAGCUGCUUAUAGACUUUGGCGCCAGUGUCUACCUCCCCUCACUAAUCAUAGACAAAACAACCCAGCAGAAUGAGGCGGUGAUGAUGCUGCUCAAAGAAAGAGUCUGCCCUAAAACACUGAUGUCCCAGACGCGACUUGCAAUAUGGAGGUAUCUUACUGUGGCAAAUAAAGUACGCUCUGUUGAUAGCCUGGAUAUCCCCCAAAUGCUAAAGAACUAUUUAAAGCAUAUUACAUAAUGAAGUGGAGAAACUGUGGCCUCUCAAAAUAGCAUACCUGUGACUGUUUUAUUGAAAGUUUUUGUAAUGUUUUAUACCAUGCUCCCUUAUUUCAAUGCAGUUUACUAAUAAUCAAGUUUAGUUAAGUUCAUUAAAUGUUUUAUUAUGUACAGUAAUGUAUUUAUUGGCUGUAUUAACAAUAAAUUAUUGCACUGAAGGCUUUUAUUUAUUGGUGUAUUGUGUAAUUUGAAAAGCAGAGUCUUGCAGGCUGUGCUCUUUAAACUGGGCAGGUUUCAUUGCACAC
Messenger RNA from Pygocentrus nattereri (red-bellied piranha), 1478 nucleotides. RefSeq names its product ankyrin repeat and SOCS box-containing 12b (gene asb12b). The record is from RefSeq and is a predicted model, not a curated record. Gene Ontology annotation, cellular component: cytoplasm. NCBI's taxonomy places the organism in Eukaryota, Metazoa, Chordata, Actinopteri, Characiformes, Serrasalmidae. Gene Ontology annotation, molecular function: protein binding. The transcript is spliced from 3 exons. Bases 254 to 1195 code for a protein of 313 amino acids.